Molecule: messenger RNA, 1951 nt
Organism: Magnolia sinica
Lineage: Eukaryota; Viridiplantae; Streptophyta; Magnoliopsida; Magnoliales; Magnoliaceae
Product: pentatricopeptide repeat-containing protein At4g21705, mitochondrial-like
Exons: 2
Coding region: 81-1598 (505 amino acids)
Cellular component (GO): mitochondrion
Molecular function (GO): protein binding
Source: RefSeq, a predicted model, not a curated record
UACUUGGCCAGAGGAUCGAAUAGCUCUCCUCAGCUCUAAAACCCUACUUCCAGUCUCUGUUGCUCUCUCUCGCUCUCGCCAUGGAUUCUGCUUCAUCUUUCUUCUCCCUCCUGGCCCGCCUCGCGAGGACCGUCCGUUCCGAUCACCGGUUCCCAGCGGUCCGAUCCUACUACUCGGGCAGAUUCGCGGGCAUCAACCUCUACUCGAAGAUCAGUCCCAUCGGGAAUCCGAAUAUCAGCGUCGUACCGGAGCUGGACAGAUGGGUCGACACCGGCAAGAACGUACGGGUUCCGGAGCUCCAGCGCAUCAUCCGCGAUCUACGGAAGCGCCGUAGGCACGCGCAGGCGUUGGAGGUCUCCGAAUGGAUGGCUAACAAAGGCGUCUGUGUAUUAACUCCGGGUGACCAUGCUGUGCAGCUUGACUUGAUCGGUAAGGUGCGUGGGCUGGCCUCCGCGGAAUCCUAUUUCAAUAGUAUCAGCGAAGAAAACAAAACGGAGAAGCCUUACGGCGCCCUGUUGAACUGUUAUGUCAGAGAAUGCCUUGUCGACAAGUCCCUUGCCCAUAUGCAAAAGAUGAAAGACUUGGGUUUUACUAACCAGUCUCUUCCCUACAAUGACCUGAUGUGUCUCUACACGAACACGGGCCAGCAUGAGAAGGUCCUGGACGUUCUGGCUGAGAUGAAAGAAAACGGGGUCUUGCCCGACAACUUUAGCUACAGGAUCUGCAUCAAUUCAUAUGGUGCGAGGUCCGAUAUUGAGGGGAUGGAGAAGAUUCUUGAAGAAAUGGAGCAGCAACCUUUCAUUACCAUGGACUGGAACACAUAUGCUACUGUGGCCAACAUCUACAUAAAAGCAGGACUCACUGAGGAGGCAGUUGCUGCUCUAAAGAAAUCAGAGGAGAAGCUACUUGGGUUAUCAUACAGUGAGGGCUACAACCAUCUGAUGUCUCUCUAUGGGAAUCUCGGAGACAAGCCCGAGUUGCUUCGCAUCUGGGAGCUCAAGAAAUCAGUUUGUCAGAAGCUUCUUAACCGGGAUUACAGUACGAUACUAGGGUCUUUGGUGAAGCUUGGCGAGCUAGAAGAGGCCGAAUCGUUGCUGAAAGAGUGGGAGAUGUCUGGAAAUGGCUAUGAUUUCCGUGUCCCCAAUGUGCUCCUCAUCGGUUACUGUCAAAAGGGAUUGGUCGAGAAGGCGGACACCAUGAUCGAACGGUUGGUAAAGGAGGGGCGGACCCCGAUCCCGAAUAGUUUUGGGAUCAUCGCUGCAGCGUAUGUAAAGAAGGGUGAGAUGGGGAAGGCAGUGGAAUAUAUGAAGAGGGCGAUUUCGGUAUUUCCAGGGAAUGAAGGAUGGAGGCCAAACCAGAGGGUGGUUUCCAGUGUGUUGGGUUGGUUGGGUGACGAAGGUGAUGCUGAAGGGACAGAAGCUUUCGUGCGUUUGUUGAGUGCUGUGAUUCCAAUGAAUAGAGAGAUGUAUCAUGCAUUGAUCAAGGCAAAUGUCAGAGCAGGGAAGGAUGUCGAAGGGAUUUUGGAGAGCAUGCGAGCGGAAAAUAUAGAGACCGAUGAAGAGAUGGAGAAGAUUUUGAGCUUAAGAGGAGAAAAAUAAACAAUCAGGCAGUCAGAUGGCAAGCCGGUGGACGGAACUCCAAUGGGUAUCUUUGUCUUUGAUUAUUGGGACAUCUAAUGACCUGCUGAUUGUGCUGAUGGAAUUGGGAGCAUGCCAUUGAUCAUAUGUUUCUUUCUUUCUUUUGUAUGAUUGAGAGAGUUCUUGUACUUAUACAGGAUUUCUUAAGUUAAAUGCUGCUCUCAUCGAUGUAGUCUUUAGGCCGUGUUUGGAAAUCGGGAAGGGUAGUUAGUUGUGGAAAAUUUUCUCUGAAAUUUGGAUUUUUGCUAGUGAAAUUGUUAGAUGUGGUUGAAAAGCCAAAAACCCAGUCAUUGAUCAGAUGCUGCUUUCUUUCA